GGCGGCUGGCUGUAACAAGGGGAGGGAAUAUGGCGCUGGAGAGGAGUGACUUUCUUUCAAAAAAAGCUUCAAUAUCAUCCAGUACAGUGUUCACCGGUACAGGGCGGGCGGGCAGGCAGGCAGGCAGGCAGCUAGCCGCCUUGAAGGCGACUAAAACAUGCUUUUCUACUACGGAAAUAAAAACCCGGGCGACGAUAACAUGAUUUAAGCAAGAAGAGACGGAACGAGAGGAAGAAGUUAAAAAGUGAAACAUCGCUGUUGGAAGUGGAGCCUCAUGUUUGUGUGUUAAUACCUGUCCAAACCGACCCCCGACAUCCGUCUAUUGAGGCUCCUCUUGCCCUGUGACCUCCUGACACAGAGAGGAUGGUGAUGGAGGAGGGGGCCCGGGCAGGGAGAGGUAGGAGGGAACCACUGGCCACUGCAGGAGCAGGCGGAAGGCAGAUCCUGGUGGAGCUUGGGGAGCAGAACCUUGAUGCCAUUUGUCUCUCGACGUAUCGAACAGCCUGCAAGCUGAGAUUCAUACAGAAGAGAUGCAACUUGCACCUCAUCGACAUAUACCAUGUCAUCGAAGCGGUGCGCGACGCUGGUCUGAACGCCGUGGAACUGAAUGCUGGCAUUUCUGUGACCAGGCUGGAGAACCUGGUGUCCUCUCUGUUCAACCAGCUCAGCAAGCGCCUGCCCACCACACACCCCAUCAAUCCACGAGAGAGCACUCUCCUAUUAGUCCAGUUCAUACUUGCCGCCAUUGAGAGUGAGCCGGAGAGCCGACUGACAGUGCUAUCGGUGAAGGCCAUUCUGUCUGUGUUGUGUGGAGGAAAACUGGUGGACAAGCUCCGCUAUGUGUUUUCUCAGGUGUCAGACUCCAACGGUGCGAUGGUAUUGUCCAAAUUUGACUAUUUUCUAAGAGAGGCCCUCAAAGUGACCUCUGCCGUGCACGAACGACCGUCCUUCGGCUACACGAACAACAUGGCUCGCUCCUGUUUCCCACAACAGAAGAGGGUGAUGCUCAACAUGUUCCUGGACAUUGUAUCGGACCCUCCCCGUUGUCUUGUCUGGCUGCCGCUAAUGCAUCGCCUUGCCAACGUGGAGCACGUCCACCAUCCCGUGACAUGUUCCUACUGUCGCAGCAACGGGAUGACAGGCUUCCGCUAUCGCUGUCUUCGUUGCCGUGGAUACCAACUCUGCCAGAACUGCUUCUGGCGCGGCAAUGCCAACGGCUCUCAUAACAACCAGCAUCAGAUGAAGGAGCACUCAUCCUGGAAGUCGCCUGCCACUAAGCUGGGCCGAGCGCUGGGCAAAACCCUGGGCUGCGUGUCGUCCAGGGAGCCCUCCCACCCAGUUUACCCAGAAGAACCCGAGAGGACCAUAAAUCUUGCAAAUAUAGUCCCUUCUCCACCCAUUGAGGACACAAGUUCAGCCAUGUUGCUGUCCUCACGAGUGCCAGAGUCCUCCAAGAGUUUGGCUGCAGCUCAGCGCAUGAACGAGGAACACGCUUUGAUCGCCGCUUAUGUGAAUCGCCUCCAGAGCAGUCCACGCAAUGUGCAAAGCCCCAGCAGGCAAGACGAGGAACACUCGCUCAUCGCCCGCUACACCUCUCGACUGGCAGAGAGUGAAAGCUCCGGGGUGAUACCCACGCGGAGCAUUAACUUUGAUGUGAACAAACAGAAACGGGAGCUUAUUGCUCAGCUGGAAUGUAAAAACAGAGAGAUUUUGGCAGAGAUCAAACGUCUCCGCUCGGAACACGACGCCGCAUGCCAGCCCAGUCCUGAGAAGGGCAGCACCAACCCAACUCUCCUGGCUGAGCUUCGCCUGCUCAGACAGAGGAAAGACGAACUGGAGCAGAGGAUGUCGUCUCUACAAGAGAGCAGGAGAGAACUGAUGGUUCAGCUGGAGGGACUGAUGAAGCUUCUCAAGGAUGAGGAACAGCGACAGGCAGCGCAGGCAGCUGGUUCUUCUCAAGCUUUUCCUUCCCGGCCGAGUCCAUCGCCUGUCCGCUCACUCGGUACCACGUCUCCCCAGAUGUAUUCGCCCCAAGACUCCCUCGCUGGGGUGGGCGGGGACGUACAAGAGGCUUUUGCCCAAGGCCCCAGAAGAAACCUGAGAAACGACCUCCUUGUGGCAGCCGACUCCAUCACCAACACUGUGUCCUCGCUGGUCAAAGAGCUUCAUUCUGAUGACGGUCGGGAGGAAGAGGAGAGGUUGCUCAACGGCAAGGACAGAGGUUAAAUUUCAUCACUGGACAAACAAAAACACAUGUCAUCAUCCCCGCCAAAGGAGAAGCUAAAUGGUGACAGAAGAGACUUCCCGAUUAGCACAACUGCCAGACAACCAAUCACAAUGCUGGACACCAAAAUGACCACAUGGUCCUCUACUGAUGUAUAGCUCUGAAUCAGUGUUUGUUCUUGUUGCUGUGGUUCACUUGAAUCCAGCAUAGCUAAGCAAGGAAUCUGAAGCCUACUGAUUUGUACCGUAGCGCGUGUCUGUGUGUGUGUGUUUGUGUCCUGUUUUUUUGCGGAAUGAGAGGGUUCAAGUACGUGAAAGGGGUGUGUGAAGAGGAGGUGAGUCAGGAUGUAGGUACAGAAUGUCAAUCAAGGAAAAAAAAAAACGAGAAGGUCAAGGGAUAGGUUUUAAUUUUCAGCACUGUGUGCUUUGUAUUUAUUUUAUUGUUUGUUUGCUUUGAGUUGAUCCUAUGUUAUAGUUGGUUCACGUGAGAGUCCAUGUAUAAACAAACGUGUGAGGUCAGGCCCUGCUGAGACAUGAAUCUUUAAUUUGCUACCGUUCUGAGGCGCUAGUCCUGGUCCAGGUGUGAAUAACUCCACAGGUGCUAAUAUUAUAGCAGCUCAGGUUGUCUGUCCUGGUACUGAAGUCAGAUUUGUGUGUGUGUAAUGUUAAACAUAUAUUAAUAACAUAUUAAGAUAUUUUAUGCAACAGUAAAGUGGGAGGAGACAUUACUAACAAGCUUGCGUUGUUUUAAGCAGGCGCAUUCAAAAAGUGACAAAGCCUAACCUCGGAGAAUAUGAAAUUGUUUGGAUCUCCCCAAAUCCAUGAAAAUCCAUCAUUGGUAUGUGUGAGUGACGGGAAGAAAAGGUCUUGCAAAAACACUGUUUGCAUAUACAAAUCUCUAGACUAUUCAGCAAAUGAAUAUAAGACGACUCGUCUUUUUGGGACUUUUUUUUUUUAGGAGAAAAAAAUCAGCUUCCAUUAACAACUGCGGUUAAGCUCAUUCAAUUCAAUUGUUAGACACACAAUUUUCAGUGAAAAUCCAUCAUUGGUAUGUGUGAGUGACGGGAAGAAAAGGUCUUGCAAAAGCACAGUUUGUUUGCAUAUAGAAAUCUCUAGACUGUUCAGCAAACGAAUAUAAGACGACUCGUGUUUUUGAGACUUUUUUUUUUUAGGAGAAAAAAAUCAGCUUCCAUUAACAACUGCGGUUAAGCUCAUUAAAUUCAAACGUUAAACACACCUACUUGAUAUUUAAAAAAAAAAAAUCUUAUUCUGUCUAGCCAAAAAUGACUCCUCACACUUUGCUACUUUUUUUUUUUUUUGCCCUUUUCAUUUCAAGCUUUGUGAACCAUGUGGUGGAUUAUGGAAAUGGAGCUUCUCUGAGGAUUUUGCUGUCGAAUUUAAGCCCCCCCCCCCCCCAAAAAAAAGCCAGACCAGCCAUGCUGUGUGUGUGUGCGCGUGCAUGCUAACAUUGAACCAAAGAAGCAAGCUUGUGUGAGCUCUCAGUAUUUUAAAGCAACAUCACUUGACCACUGAGGUCAUGUGAUGUGACGCGUUCAUGAUGGUCUCAUUGAUGAUGACUUACCUAAGAUACGCAGAACAGGACUGUCAUUCAUGUUGUUAUUCAUGUAUUCCCCCUUACUUGAAACUUUAAGCAGCCCUGCGUGUGAGUGAUGUGUUUAAUCCGCAAUAAAUUAUAUUUAUCAUCAAACUGUUUGCUGUCACUUAGUUAUCACGUUUGACCUCCUUAUUUAAUUUAUACAGAUCAUACCCCUGCUACUAAAGAAGCUUUUUUUGGAACGUAAAAGUAUUUCAUCUGCUUCACUUUUUGGCCGCUCUCUUUGAUUUAGUGUCCUCAUUAUCAUGGAUGAGCUGGUCUUACUUUUCCCAUGCGCUUUCUCCAUACAGAGGUCAUGACUGUGUGUGUGACAAAGACAGAGUGUGUGUCCAAGGUAUAGUGUCCUAAACUAUAGACUGAAUGAAGCUCAUUGUUGUUGUCUGUUGUCUGUGACCUCACUGACUGCCAUAAAUAACGCAUCACCUCCUCUCCCAGUCAAGUUAUGACCCUGAAUGCUACAUGUAGUGACGACAUUUUGCUUUUACCAGGAAGGGUCAAACUGAGUUUAGCCUUCCUGUCGAGUUAAUAAAUCUCACACUGCUGUAUUAAAAAUUAAUCUAAACAACGCUAUUUUGGCAGUUGA
Doryrhamphus excisus (bluestripe pipefish) is the source of this 4421-nucleotide messenger RNA. Its product is annotated as dystrobrevin beta. Gene Ontology annotation, cellular component: plasma membrane; synapse. The record is from RefSeq and is a predicted model, not a curated record. Gene Ontology annotation, molecular function: zinc ion binding. NCBI's taxonomy places the organism in Eukaryota, Metazoa, Chordata, Actinopteri, Syngnathiformes, Syngnathidae. Gene Ontology annotation, biological process: synaptic signaling.